CUGUACCAGCUCAAUCAAACAACAAACAGGGUCAUGAUUGACAAUUAGAGAACCCUCUACUUUGACUUGUGUUUAUCUCCUCCAACACUAAAUAUUAUAAGUAACAAAAGCCAGGUCCUUCUAUGCAAACAAAUUAGGCACCCGAUCAAGAACCUACUGGUCUCACAACAGAGGGGACACACAGAGAGAGAGAGAGAGAGAGAGAGAGAGAGAGAUGGGAAGGGCUCCUUGUUGUGACAAGGCUAAUGUCAAGAGAGGACCUUGGUCUCCUGAAGAGGAUACAAAGCUCAAGGAGUAUAUUGAAAAACAUGGCACUGGAGGGAACUGGAUUGCUCUGCCACAAAAGGCUGGUCUUAGAAGAUGUGGAAAAAGUUGCAGACUGAGGUGGCUUAACUAUCUAAGACCCAACAUUAAGCAUGGAGAAUUUACAGAUGAUGAAGAUGGAAUAAUCUGUACCCUCUUUGCUACCAUAGGAAGCAGGUGGUCAAUUAUAGCUGCUCAAUUGCCAGGAAGGACGGAUAAUGAUAUCAAGAACUACUGGAACACUAAACUCAAGAAGAAACUCAUUGGCAUGGUUAAUAAUCCUCAUCAAUCACAAAGAUUAAAGCCUCAGCAAACUACCUUCUCAUCUCUUCUUCAAACUUCUCCUUCUUCAUCAUCAUCACCACAAAUCCCUUCAGCAUCCUCACCAUACUAUAAUCCCCACAUGAGGUCGUCUUUCACUGGCCUUGAUCAACAACAACCCAAUAUGAAUUCAUAUUCAUCAAGCUUGUUGAGCAGCAUUAGUUUUGCUAAUUCUGCUGUUCAGUUCCAAGAGAGCUUAUUAGGCCCUAUGCACCAUUAUCAAGCCGAGGCUAGUUUUAUCAUGUUUGGAGGUGAAGCUAGUACUUGCAGUUCCUCUGAUGGGAGUGGCAACAACAACAACAACAACCAGAUCAGUCAUGGCAUAGAAUUGGAGUAUGAAAACAGUACGGCUUGUGGUAAUAUGCAGAAUUACUACUACCCAACUGAUCAAGAAAACCAGAAGUUCAUGCUUUCAAAUGGGUGGAAUACUAUUGAGAAGCAAAAUCCAGUUAUAGAUCAAUAUGAUACUCUUGAGGAAAUUAAGCAGCUUAUUAGCAGUACUAGCAAUAUUUUGUUUGAUGAAAACAAGACAGAAGAGGAGAGGGUCUUGUACUACUGAUGAUAUUGACUGUGAGUGCAAUCACAAAAGAUAUGAUCGAGAUGGGAUUAAAGAUUCAGAUUUUUGGAUUCAGUCUUCUGUGCUGUGGGGGUUGGAUUGGGUGUUCUAGCUUUGAUGGAAACACUUUACUGACACAGUACGUAUGUAAAAGUAUUCUCUUAGUGCAUUUCUUUUUGGGAUUUGAUGUUUGUUGCAAUCCACCUAGCACAGUUAACUGCAACACUCAGAAUUAAUAAAUGUCAUGGAAACCAGAGAAAUCCAUCAUCUCUCAAGAACCAAA
Tripterygium wilfordii is the source of this 1463-nucleotide messenger RNA. RefSeq names its product transcription factor RAX2-like. The record is from RefSeq and is a predicted model, not a curated record. NCBI's taxonomy places the organism in Eukaryota, Viridiplantae, Streptophyta, Magnoliopsida, Celastrales, Celastraceae. The coding region runs from base 215 to 1183 and encodes 322 amino acids. The transcript is spliced from 3 exons.